Molecule: messenger RNA, 3696 nt
Organism: Sphenostylis stenocarpa
Lineage: Eukaryota; Viridiplantae; Streptophyta; Magnoliopsida; Fabales; Fabaceae
Source: the annotation of a GenBank genome assembly
AUGGUAAUCUUGUCCAAUGGUAAUCUUGAAAAUGUCAAUCAGGGGAUUGCUAAGAAGCGGAGGAGAGCUCUAGUGGCUUUUUCUCAAUCUAAUAAAAGUGUCAUCAAAUUUGACGUCCCAAAAUACGAGAGCAACCUCCAAAUUAAGAAAUGGGUCCAGAGCCUUCAAGAUCAAGGGCGAAAGAAAGCUCGGAUAUUGAGGAAGGUCGAUUGUAACAGAAAAAUGGGAGUCAUCCACGGAGGAGGCUUCGUAUCCAGGAGAGAUGCUUCGAAGGUCCAACAGCUGGUCGACGAUUGUGGCUACAAUGUUGCGACACUAUUGAUACUUGAGGGGAGGGAUUUCUCCUACAGUCCUCAUCUUGCUUAUAGGAGGUGUUUUGGCUUAUUUCUGUGGCCAAUAGUGGUAUCUGGUGAAGGAGCUUCUGGUUUUCAUCUUUUGGUGGUCAGGACAUUUGUGGUUUUAAAGAAUACCUCCUUUGGUUUUGUCUGUACGGAAGCCCGUCAGACUAUGAAGCCCUUUGUCCUUUUAGUGUUAUCUUUAUAUUUCUUCUCCGUGGUGGGGCAGCUUCCUUCUCAGGACAUUUUAGCAUUGCUGGAGUUUAAGAAAGACAUCAAACAUGACCCUAGUGGUUAUGUGCUCAAUUCCUGGAAUGAGGAAUCCAUUGACUUCGAUGGAUGCCCAUCUUCAUGGAAUGGAGUUUUGUGUAAUGGUGGUAAUGUUGCUGGGGUUGUCCUUGAUAACUUGGGUCUCUCUGCUGACACUGACUUGAGUGUGUUUUCAAAUCUCACCAAGCUUGUGAAACUCUCUAUGUCCAACAAUUCCAUAACAGGAAAUCUACACGGUAACAUUGCUGAUUUCAAAAGCCUAGAAUUCCUGGAUAUUUCCAAUAACCUCUUUUCCUCAUCCUUGCCAUUGGUGAUUGGUAAGUUAAGCAGUUUGCAGAAUCUGUCUUUGGCUGGAAAUAAUUUCUCUGGCCCAAUUCCUGACUCUAUUUCAGAAAUGUCGUCCAUCAAGUCCCUGGAUUUGAGCCGCAACUCCUUUUCUGGAGAGCUGCCAGUGUCGUUGACAGAAGUGACUAGCCUUGUAUCUCUUAAUUUGUCUCAUAAUGGCUUCACUGGAAAAAUUCCUAAAGGUUUUGAGCUCAUUCCUGCCCUUGAAAAACUUGACUUGCAUGGGAAUAUGCUUGAAGGUAAUUUAGAUGUUGAAUUUAUGCUUUCAUCAAGUGCCAGCUAUGUUGAUUUAAGUCAGAACAAGCUGUCAAGUUCUGAUUCCAAGCAGAAGUUUCUACCUCGGCUAUCUGAAAGUAUUAAGCAUCUGAAUUUAAGUCACAACCAGCUUACUGGAUCUUUAGCCAAUGGAGUUGCAGAACCUGUUUUUGAAAACUUGAAAGUGUUGGACCUCAGCUACAAUCAGUUGGAUGGAGAAUUGCCUGGAUUUGAUUUUGUUUAUGAUCUCCAGGUCCUCAGGCUUAGCAACAAUAGAUUUUCAGGAUUUAUUCCUAAUGGCCUACUGAAAGGAGACUCUUUGGUUUUAACUGAACUAGAUUUGAGUGCCAACAAUCUCUCAGGGCCACUAAGUAUAAUUACAUCAACAACACUUCACUCUCUUAACCUGUCGUCAAAUGGAUUCACUGGUGAACUGCCACUGCUGACAGGAAACUGUGCUGUACUUGAUCUGUCAAAUAACAAAUUAGAAGGAAAUUUAACCAGGAUGUUGAAAUGGGGGAAUAUAGAAUUUCUUGAUCUCAGUGGGAAUCAUUUGACGGGGACCAUUCCUGAGGAAACACCUCAAUUUUUGCGACUAAAUUAUUUGAAUCUAUCCCAUAAUUCUCUCAGUAGCUCCCUUCCAAAAGUCUUGAUACAGUAUCCAAAGCUGAGAGUGCUUGACAUUAGUUUCAACCAAUUAGAUGGACUACUUCGACCUGGUCUUCUCACAAUGGCCACAUUGCAAGAGCUGCAUCUUGAGAACAAUAUGAUAUCUGGUGGCAUCAAUUUCUCAUCUUCUCCUGACCAAUCUGAUCUUCAGAUUCUUGAUCUUUCUCACAACCAGCUUAAUGGUUAUUUUCCUGAUGAAUUUGGGUCAUUAACCGGCCUGAAAGUGGUAAAUAUUGCUGGAAAUAAUUUCUCUGGUUCACUUCCAACAACCAUUGCUGACAUGAGUUCACUAGAAUCCCUGGAUAUAUCAAAGAAUCAUUUUACUGGCCCUUUACCGAAUAACAUGGCAAAGGGGCUCCAAAACUUCAAUGCUUCCGAAAAUGAUCUAUCUGGACUCGUCCCAGAAGUUUUUAGGAAGUUCCCUAAUUCUUCUUUCUUUCCUGGGAAUUCCAAGUUACAUUUUCCAAAUGGUCCUCCAGGAUCUACUGCCACACCUGCUGAACGUUCCAAGAGGAAGCAUUUGAACACCAUUGUUAAAGUAAUAAUCAUAGUGUCAUGUGUGGUUGCGCUCUUCAUAUUAAUCUUACUUGCUGUCUUCAUACACUACAUACGUAUAUCAAGAUCUCCACAAGAAUAUGAUACAAGUAAGGAUAUCCACAGGCAUCCUCAACCAAUUAUCUCGGCUCCUGUCCGCACUACUGAUAGGGGUGGUGCUUUGGUUGUUUCAGCCGAGGAUCUUGUGGCCACACGCAAAGAGUCACCAUCAGAGGUUAUCAGCUCUGAUGAAAAGAUGGCAGCUGUAACAGGGUUCUCUCCAUCAAAACAAAGCCACUUUUCAUGGUCACCAGAAUCUGGUGAUUCAUUCACUGGUGAAAAUCUUGCAAGACUAGAUACUAGGUCACCAGAUCGGUUGAUUGGAGAGCUGCAUUUUCUUGAUGAUUCGAUAACAUUGACACCCGAGGAGCUGUCAAGGGCCCCCGCAGAGGUUCUGGGAAGAAGUAGUCAUGGUACUUCUUACAAGGCCACUCUGGAGAAUGGUUUGUUGUUAAGAGUGAAGUGGUUGAGAGAAGGAGUAGCCAAACAGAGAAAAGAAUUUGUCAAGGAGACCAAAAAAUUUGCAAACAUCAGACAUCCAAAUGUAGUGGGAUUGAGAGGAUAUUAUUGGGGCCCUACACAACACGAGAAGCUCAUUCUUUCAGAUUACAUCUCACCAGGAAGUCUUGCAAGUUUUCUUUAUGAUCGACCAGGAAGAAAAGGUCCACCAUUAACUUGGACCCAGAGACUCAAAAUAGCAGUUGAUGUAGCACGUGGCCUGAACUAUCUCCAUUUUGAUCGUGCCAUCCCUCACGGGAACCUCAAAGCCACAAAUGUGUUGUUAGACACAACUGAUAUGAAUGCACGCGUUGCUGAUUACUGCCUUCACCGGCUCAUGACUCAAGCAGGUACUAUUGAACAGAUUCUUGAUGCUGGGGUGUUAGGUUAUCGUGCUCCGGAGUUAGCUGCCUCCAAGAAGCCAAUGCCCUCCUUCAAGUCAGAUGUUUAUGCUUUUGGAGUGAUACUUUUGGAACUUCUAACCGGAAGGUGUGCUGGUGAUGUGAUAUCUAGUGAUGAGGGAGGUGUUGAUCUGACAGAUUGGGUGAGGUUGCGUGUGGCAGAAGGCCGAGGCUCAGAAUGUUUUGAUGCUGCCUUGAUGCCAGAAAUGAGCAAUCCUGUUGUAGAAAAGGGAAUGAAGGAGGUCCUGGGAAUAGCCAUGCGAUGCAUUCGAUCAGUUUCUGAAAGGCCUGGCAUCAAAACUAUAUAUGAAGAUCUCUCUUCUAUAUAG